This is a messenger RNA of Triticum turgidum subsp. durum (durum wheat), 465 nucleotides long. The record is from the annotation of a GenBank genome assembly. Lineage: Eukaryota; Viridiplantae; Streptophyta; Magnoliopsida; Poales; Poaceae.
AUGCGGAGCACGGGCCCGGCAACAACGGUGACGCGGGUGGCGCAGAGGGUCGUCGCCCCGUCGGCGCCCACGCCCGGGGGCGAGCUCCCGCUCUCCUGGCUCGACCGCUACCCCACGCAGCGCGCGCUCAUCGAGUCCCUCCACGUCUUCAAGGGCCGCGCCGGCGACGACGCCGCCGAGUCCCCGGUCAAGGCCAUCGAGCGCGCCCUGGCCGCCGCGCUCGUGAGCUACUACCCCAUCGCCGGCCGGCUCGCGCUGUCCGACGGCGGCGAGCUGGUCGUGGACUGUACCGGCGAGGGCGUGUGGUUCGUGGAGGCCACCGCGAGCUGCACCCUGGAGGAGGUGGACUACCUCGAGUACCCGCUCAUGGUGCCCAAGGACGAGCUGCUGCCGCACCCCACCUACCCCGCCUCCGACCCCCUCGCCGAGGACUCCGUAAUCCUUCUAGUCCAGGUAAUAAUUUAG